Molecule: messenger RNA, 1598 nt
Organism: Grus americana (Whooping crane)
Lineage: Eukaryota; Metazoa; Chordata; Aves; Gruiformes; Gruidae
Gene: PLVAP
Product: plasmalemma vesicle associated protein
Exons: 6
Coding region: 50-1318 (422 amino acids)
Biological process (GO): regulation of vascular permeability; positive regulation of cellular extravasation
Cellular component (GO): caveola
Source: RefSeq, a predicted model, not a curated record
CCCGUUGAAAGGGGUUGCCGCGGGGUGGGGUGCGCAGAGUAUCGGCGGGAUGGAGAAGAGCAGCUACGCCAUGGCCAAGUUUGGUCUGGAAGCCAAGGAGGCGAUACCCAAGCGGGACUGCGGUUUUUACGUGAAGUAUAUCUUCCUCUUCACCUCCCUCAUCCAGUUCCUCAUCAUCCUGGGGCUGGUGCUGUUCAUGGUGUACGGCAACGCGCAGGCGGGCACCGACACGCACCUCCGGCUGCUGGAGGAGCAGCUGCAGGAUCGUUACAACAAGAUCAUCACCCUCAGCGGGAGGAACAUGAACCUCACGCGCACCCUCAACGCCACCCUCAAGGAGAAGCAAGGGCUGCAGGUCCUCGCCCAGAAGGUGCAACGGGACCUGGAUAAGUGCAACAGCACCCAGGCCCCCAACCCCAUCCCCAAGCUGCAGGAGAUGAUGAAGAUCAUCUUCUACCAGAAGACGAAGCUGGACGAGUGCCACAUGACCAUCAGCCUCAUCAACGCCAGCUGCAGCGCCGAGAAGGCGCUGCUGCGGAGCAAGCUGGACCAGACAGCCCUGGCCAAGAAGGAGCUGGAGGACAACUGCCACAAAUCGGGCACCAUGCUGACCAAAGCCACCCAGGAGCAGGAGAGCUGCCAGCAGGACCUGCUCACCACCAAGACGGUCUGCGAGUCCACCAAAACCAACCUGGAGCUGCUGAAGCACGAGUGCGGUACCUUGAGGUCCGACAUGAGCUACUCCUUCCAGCGCAUCAAGGACAUGCUGAGCCCGUACAGCUGCAGCACCGUCCACGAGCAGCUCAACCGGUUGACGCAGCGGACGGAGGGGCUUUUCCUCUGGCAGCAGGAUCGGGAGACCAAGUACGUGGGGAAAAGCGUCUGCGACAUGAACGUGCUCCAGUGUCGCAUCAACUGCUCCAGGGAGAAGCAGGACCUGGAGAAGCGGCUGCAGGACAUCGAGAAACAGGUCAAGAGCGGCCAGGAGGAGAAGAAGAAGCUGUUGGCGGAGAAGGAGCAGCUUGGCAAGGAGUUGGAGGAGAAGAGCAAAGCCGCUGCGCAGGCUGGGUACUUCAAGGACCAGCUCAACAUCUGCAUGGGCACCAAGAUGGACACCUUCUUCGACAUCACAGGCUCGCGGGUGCUGGCGAGCGGCGGGCGGCCGGGACCCUUCGCCAGCACGGGCUCCUACGCGGAUGCUCUGAGGAACCAGGGCAUCUUCGGGAAUAUGGGCAAAAUCAACACGGAGGAGAUCCAGCGCUCGGUGCAGAAGAUCAUGGAGCAGUACACGUCCACCCUGAAGAACCCCAGCGGCUAGCGGCCAAGCGGCGCACGGAAAACAGCGGCGAGGGGCUCAAGGACAAGCCCAGGAGGUGCUUCUCGCGGCACGGAUGGCAAACCCCAACGGCAGCGAGUGGCCGGCACCUCCUCGGGAGGGGGCCACCAGCGCGGUGGGGGCCAGAGCCACCCUCCCCUGUCCCCUUCCCCGAGCCCCGUCCCCUGUCCCCUCCCGCAUGCUUGCCUUCCCCCAGCGUGUACCCGACCGCCUGGAGACGGGGCGGUUGGCAGCUGUAAAUACAGGCGGCCCUGAGCACCAA